Papilio polytes (common Mormon) is the source of this 2618-nucleotide messenger RNA. Its product is annotated as soluble guanylate cyclase 89Db-like. NCBI's taxonomy places the organism in Eukaryota, Metazoa, Arthropoda, Insecta, Lepidoptera, Papilionidae. Gene Ontology annotation, biological process: response to oxygen levels; nitric oxide-cGMP-mediated signaling; cGMP biosynthetic process. The record is from RefSeq and is a predicted model, not a curated record. Gene Ontology annotation, molecular function: guanylate cyclase activity; heme binding; oxygen sensor activity. The coding region runs from base 120 to 2432 and encodes 770 amino acids. The transcript is spliced from 15 exons. Gene Ontology annotation, cellular component: guanylate cyclase complex, soluble.
CCUCAAAGGAUACACGUCCUUGGCAACCUAAUACACAUUCCGUUCUGUCGGUUUAACUGUUUUCUAUAGCUUAUUGUAUAAAUUCUUAAAUUAAUUGGUUAAGAUAUAAAUUAUUAAAAAUGUACGGUUGGUUACUUGAAAGUGUUCAACAUUUUAUUGUGCAAGAAUGCGGGGAAGAAAUAUGGGAGACGAUACUACGAGAGUCUGGGGCUAGAAACACUGUAUUUAGCGCUACACAGCAAUAUCCAGAUGCACUCAUGUUACGACUGGCUUGUACUUUAGCCCGACUGUUUAGUAAAGAUCCAAACAGUCCAACCGCUUCGACACCCGGCAGUCCGACACCAAGAAAGACAUCUCUCAAAUCCAAACCCACUUGGAGAAGUGCUUCUGUACACACUGAUAACAGACUCCAAAGCUAUAGAUGCCCAUUCACAGCCAACAAUGCUCUAGCAGCUGCCACCAAGAAAGAAAUAGCCGCGUAUAACUCCAGCGAAGAAAUACGAAUGCCAAUAAAAAGUACCAUUUCAACAGAAAAAAUCAACGAAGGCGAAGAAUUUAAUACUUCCAAUAUAAGAAAUCUGCAAAGAAGGAGUUUGGCUAUAAAUCUGGAGCAUCACGUUGUUAAAGAAGCACCAGAGAAGAUCGUAGAAGUUGACGACGAUGCGGACAGUAAAUGUCCUAUUGAAGUUACACCAUCGCCUCAAUCAGAUGUUAUCGUCACUUCAGAAAAGAAGCAGAUUGUUAGAAAGACGAGCGUUACCGUAGCUUUGGACGUGUACAGGCGGCGAGGUUCAGGCGUAUCCAGACCUAGAUUAAAUAGUCUUAAUCUUAUGAACACUGAACGAUUGAACUCAAUGCGGGAGAAGUUCGGUACGCCUGAGAAAGUUAUGGACUUCUUUGGUAGAUGCUUCGUGAAGUUUUUCACCAAUUAUGGUUAUGACACAAUGAUACGCGCGACGGGUCGUUAUUUCUGCACGUUCCUGCAGUCAGUGGACAGCAUCCACCAGCGUAUGCGCUUCACUUUCCCGAGGAUGCGUUCGCCGAGUAUGCAACUAACGCGAGCGCAUAUCCACGGCGCGGAGCUAGUCUACAGCAGCGGCAGGACUGGAUAUACACAUUAUCUUAUGGGUCAGCUGUACGAGAUUGCUGAGGAUAUCUUCUCAUUGAAGCUAAAAGUGACCGUCAUGAAAGAGAGUAUGGAAGGGAACUAUUACGUGGCGGUGCUGCGGCUGGAAUUUGAUAACAGCGACUAUGUGCAAUCUCUAAUGCUGCGCAAAUCACUUCCAUGCUUAUUGCCGGCGAUUCCAGCUUCAUUACUUCUGCAGCUGUUUCCAUUUGGUGUACUUCUGGAUAGGAAGAUGAGAAUCCUUCUAGGAGGGGAAAAAUUGGUAGCAGCUUGGGGCGGACCUAGCUACAGAAUCCUGAAAUCACCAGUUUCUGAAAUACUGCGCUUGAGGAAACCGAAAAUAUCGUUUACAUGGGACAAGGUGGUAUGCAUGCAGACAAUGCUGUUCGAAUUAGAACUAAUGAGAUGGAAGGCUCGCUGUGUCAACGAUGCGCGCCGCGGCUCACAGGGCGCGCGCUCCAUCCUGCUUAAAGGACCAAUUUAUUUACUCGAGGAAAUAGAUGAUCUUAUCUUCCUUUGCAGUCCAAUUUUCAACGAUUUAGAUGAAUUAAGACAAGCCGGUUUGUAUUUAGAACUGCUGUUUGAAAAAGCUGAAAGUAGAAGUCUGUCUCUUGAGAAGUCAUGCAGACUUUUGGAUCAGUGGAAAAAGAGGGGCGACCAACUGUUGUAUUCUAUGAUACCGAAAGGAAUUGCUGACCAUUUGAGGUCUGGUAAAGAUCCAAUGGGAGCUUGUCAGGCGUUUGAGUCAGUGACGAUAAUGUUCUGCGGCGUGCAGCUGGCGGAGGCGGGCAGUCGAGCCGACGUCAUGCAGACCGUGGCCUACAUGAAUGAUGUAUACUCCAGGAUCGAUAGACUGCUCGACGCACAUAGAGUCUACAAGGUGGAGACAGUAGGCACGGUGUACAUGCUGGUCUCAGGCGCGCCGGAACGGCGUCGCGCGCACGCCGCGGCAGCUGCCAGCGCCGCGCUAGCUGUGUCCCGCGCUUUGCCCAUGCUUACCAUCGGAGUACACUCUGGUCCGUGCGUGGCGGGAGUGUUGGGCCGUAGGUUACCGCGCUACUGCCUUGUUGGUGACACCGUCAAUACUGCUAGUAGAAUGCAGACGUCAUCAGAGCCGGGCCGCAUUCAAAUAUCAGCGAAAACUGCGGCGGAACUUCCUGCUGGCAGAUUCCGUCUGAGACGAAGAGGGCUCAUCAAAGUGAAGGGUAAGGGCCUGAUGGAAACCUUCUGGCUGGAAGGGGAAGUGGAAGAAGAGGUGCAGGACGAAGCUCUGCAGCUGUUCUCAGCACUUUGUGGAGAUAAUUGAUUUUGAAAAUGUAUUAAACGUUAGUGCUUAACGUUGCUUGUGACAUUUUCUAGUCUAUUCUUAACAUAGUCUAUGGUAAUUUUGUGCACUCAUAAAUUGUCUUUGGAACCAUACUGAAAAAUCGCAAAUAUGUAUAUGAAAUCGUUAUAUCAUCGCAUUUAAAAAGAUUCAGUCCAUUGUUUUUAA